GAACCAGGUGCCGUUGAUCAAAAUAAAAAUCGGCCUGCACAGCAUAUGCGAAAGGUGCAAAAAGUUGAAAGAGUUCCGAAACAGAAGGAACGAAUAGAAAAUAAUACAGUGGUAAUUGGAAUGAUAGGCACCAAUGUGAUACUGGAAUGCAAUGUGGGAUUAAAUAACGUUACGGUGCUUUGGGUCAAAAAUGAAAUGCGUGGAAACCUGAGUACUUUUACGGUGUUAACGGAAAACACCAACACCCUUGUGGACGACAAACGAUUUCUAACGGUGAAUCACAAUAAUUCCAGAAUCUGGAGCUUACAUGUAAGAUUUGCUAAAGUAUCCGAUGCAGGUCAAUAUGAGUGUCAGGUCUGUACUCCGCCUACUUUCAGCAUAUUUGUUCGCCUGGAGUUAUUUGGUAAGAAUUAGUGUCUCAAAUUAAGCUGAAAACAUCGAAA
Messenger RNA from Dendroctonus ponderosae (mountain pine beetle), 443 nucleotides. RefSeq lists its product as uncharacterized. Gene Ontology annotation, cellular component: neuron projection membrane. The transcript has 3 exons. Gene Ontology annotation, biological process: synapse organization. The coding region runs from base 46 to 414 and encodes 122 amino acids. The record is from RefSeq and is a predicted model, not a curated record. Lineage: Eukaryota; Metazoa; Arthropoda; Insecta; Coleoptera; Curculionidae.